AGUCGUAGGAGGACUAAGGGGCUAGAAUCUAGCCUCUGCGUCUCAGCCAUGGAAUUACUCAUCUCUAGUCCCGUGCUUCUAGCCUGUUUCAAGACAGCUGUGGAAAGGGACCCCAUCCUCAGCUGCCUACUCAGUAUGGCUAAGCCUCACCUCACUACAGGUUGACCCUUAGGAUCAUAGUAGCUGCCUAGGCCAGGAGGUAGGGGACAUAGACAUUUGGCUCCACUGACUGCUCUGUGCCCACAGGCCGCAAUGCUGCUCGGGGCGUCUCUGGUGGGGGUGUUGCUGUUCUCCAAGCUGGUGCUGAAAUUGCCUUGGACUCAAGUGGGGUUCUCCCUGCUGUUCCUCUACCUGGGAUCUGGAGGCUGGCGCUUUGUCCGAAUCUUCAUCAAGACCAUAAGGCGUGAUGUCUUCGGCGGCAUAGUGCUCCUGAAGGUGAAGGCAAAGGUCCGGCGGUACCUGCGGGAGCGGCGGACAGUGCCCAUUUUGUUUGCCUCCACGGUCCGGCGCCACCCUGACAAGACAGCCUUGAUCUUUGAGGGCACAGACACACAUUGGACCUUCCGCCAGCUGGAUGACUACUCAAGCAGCGUGGCCAACUUCCUACAGGCUCAGGGCCUGGCCUCGGGCGACGUGGCUGCCCUCUUCAUGGAGAACCGCAAUGAGUUUGUGGGCCUAUGGCUGGGCAUGGCCAAGCUGGGUGUGGAGGCAGCACUCAUCAACACCAACCUGCGGCGGGACGCCCUGCGCCACUGCCUGACCACUUCCCAGGCCAAGGUCCUCAUCUUUGGCAGUGAGAUGGCUCCAGCCAUCUUUGAAAUCCAUGCCAACCUGGACCCUUCGCUCAGCCUCUUCUGCUCCGGCCCCUGGGAGCCCGGCACGGUGCCCGUCGGCACAGAGCACCUGGACCCCCUGCUGGAAGAUGCCCCCAAGCACCUGCCCAGUAGCCCUGACAAGGGCUUCACAGAUAAGCUCUUCUACAUCUACACAUCAGGCACCACAGGGAUGCCCAAAGCCGCCAUUGUGGUGCACAGCAGGUAUUACCGCAUGGCUGCCCUGGUGUACUACGGAUUCCGAAUGCGGCCGGACGACGUUGUCUAUGACUGCCUGCCCCUCUACCACUCAGCAGGAAACAUUGUGGGAAUCGGGCAGUGCCUGCUCCAUGGCAUGACGGUGGUGAUCCGGAAGAAGUUCUCAGCCUCCCGGUUCUGGGACGAUUGUAUUAAGUACAACUGCACAAUUGUGCAGUACAUCGGCGAGUUGUGCCGGUACCUCCUGAACCAGCCACCCCGGGAGGCGGAGCACCAGCACCAGGUGCGCAUGGCACUCGGCAAUGGCCUCCGCCAGUCCAUCUGGACCGACUUUUCUAGCCGCUUCCACAUCCCCCAGGUGGCCGAGUUCUACGGGGCCACCGAGUGUAACUGCAGUGUGGGCAACUUCGACAGCCAGGUGGGGGCAUGUGGCUUCAACAGCCGCAUCCUGUCCUUUGUGUACCCCAUCCGGCUGGUGCGAGUCAACGAGGACACCAUGGAACUGAUCCGGGGGCCCAAUGGCCUCUGCCUUCCCUGCCAGCCAGGUGAGCCAGGCCAGCUAGUGGGCCGCAUCAUCCAGCAGGAUCCCCUGCGGCGCUUUGACGGCUACCUCAACCAGGGUGCCAACAAUAAGAAGAUUGCCAAGGACGUCUUCCAAAAGGGAGACCAGGCCUACCUCACCGGUGACGUGCUGGUGAUGGACGAGCUGGGCUAUCUGUACUUCCGAGACCGCACGGGAGACACGUUCCGCUGGAAAGGCGAGAAUGUGUCCACCACCGAGGUGGAGGGCACACUCAGCCGCCUGCUGGACAUGGCCGACGUGGCAGUGUAUGGUGUCGGGGUGCCAGGAACCGAGGGCCGGGCUGGAAUGGCUGCGGUGGCCAACCCUGCUGGCAGCUGUGACCUGGAGCAUUUUGCACAGCUGCUGGAGAAGGAGCUGCCCCUGUAUGCCCGCCCCAUCUUCCUGCGCUUCCUGCCUGAGCUGCACAAAACGGGGACCUUCAAGCUACAGAAGACAGAGCUGCGGAAGGAAGGCUUUGACCCAUCAGUUGUGAGAGACCCACUGUUCUACUUGGAUACCCGGAAGGGCCGCUACAUCCCGCUGGACCAAGAGGCCUACGCCCGCAUCCAGGCAGGCGAGGAGAAGCUGUGAUUUGCCCCUGAGUCCCUCUAAGGGCCAGUGGGUGCAGGAUCCAGAGCCCCAGCUCCCACCCCAGAGGGGUCAUGGGCGAUGCCAGACCAAAGCAAGCAGGGCCCAGCACCUCCGCCCCGAGGUGCUGACCCCCUCCCCAACAAAACUGCCAAGUGACUCACUGCCACCUCCCCCUGCCCCCCAAGAGGGCUUUCUGUGAAAGCCUCAUGUCCGCAUUACGUCUUCGAGGCCAGGUGGGGCCUCUAGGCCCCAGGCUAAGAUGGACUGGGCGCCUCAGGAGGACGUCUUGGGUCAGGGCAGGGCCAGGUGGAGGGCCGCCAAGCACUCCCCCAAAAGCAGGGAGCUUGUAAAUGGGACCAGGGCAGAAGCCCCCAGACUCAGGAAGCCAGCAGAGUGGGCAGGGGCUGCAGUGGCUGUUGAUCAGGUGGCCGAAGAGGAUCCUAGCCCUGGAGCUGUUCCAGUGUCGCUCAGCACUGCCUGCGCCUCAGGGAGGGUAGGAGGACCACCCUGACCUGCAGCGGGCAGUCUGGACUGAGCCCCCUGCCCCGCCCCGCCACCAUCCUUCUCCUCGGUGGCUGCCUGGCUGCCCCUCAGGUGGGACCUUUCUCUUUGUAGGUCUGUCUGUGUCACUUUCUCCAUCUCAGUCCUGGGCCGGUUAUGAGAGGAGCAGGGGUAGAGGGGGUCGCUCAGGGGCCAAUAAACUGCCUUGACUCCCCCUAGCCUGUGUGCGUGCCACCUGAGCUCACCCUACCUGCUCAGGCCCCACCUCCUGCCCCUCCGGCCCACUCACUCACUCUGACUUAGGGAUACAGCAGUUAAGAUGCCUUCAGUGAGUUGGCAAGGUAUUUAAUAGCAUGAGCUUAAAAGUCCAAACCAGCUGUGUCACUUUUGAGUUCGUGGCCUAGGGCAAGUGACUCAGUCUCCUCUUCUGUGAAAGGGGAGUAAUCGGGAGGAUUUCAGAGAACAAGGGACCCAUUUUGAGGAAAGGGCUGUUCAGAGCCUUUGAGGGAGAAAACUCUAACCCAGGAUGGGAUCCCGUCUCCAGACCCUCACUUGUGCUGUUCGCCUUGCCUGGGGUGCAUUUCUCCAGGGGUUCGGUGGCUGUGCAAAAGCCAGAGCAGGACUGCCUGACCAGCUGGGGCAGAGUCCAGGAAAAAGCUUCCUGGAGCGGUCUUACCAGAGCUGCAGCAAUCAGCAGCGCCAGUGGAGAGCCAGCUGUCUCCUGGGCCCCAUCACUAGAGUCACACCCAGGCUGGAAACGGAUGGCCCAUUGGGAAAGGGGUCCAACUCACCCCAGGGCAGUGGGCAAUGUGUGCCCCUGGGGCUUCAUCUUCACUGUUUAACCCUCACCACAGUCUUUCAUUUGCUGAGGUCACACAGCAGUGGAGACGGGGCGCUGGAAGGCAAACCCAAGCCCCUCUUGCUUCUUGCUGCCCCACACGCCUGCUGGUGCAGAAGGCAACGGGAAAACCAACAGCUUCCAUUCCACGAAUGCCUGUGGAGCCAACUGUGGGCCCCGCCCUAGGCCUGCAGCUGACAGCCAGGGUGGAGGGGGGCCAGGGUGAGAUCCGGGGUGCCUCCUGGGGAAGUGACUUUGAAAGAGGAAUCUGAUGCUGCUCAGGGGGAAAUGGGGGGCAGAGCUGGAGUAGGGCCCUUGGAGAAUGGUGCUGAGGGGGUUUAGGAGGGAGUGGUAGGCAUGGCUGCAGUGUCCCAGUGAGACCAGCAGAGGGCAUGCAGAGCUUGGAGAAUUCCUUCUUGGCCCUUCUCAGCCUCCAAAAGCAGAAAGGAGGGGCUGCCUCAUCCCCAGGCCGGUACCCAGCCCAGAGCACUCCGUCUUUGAGGGCCCAGGGUUGGACUUCCAUGGGCUGGUCCUGGCUGACAGCUUUGUAUCUAACCCUUAGCAGUGAGUACUUUCCAAUGGGAUAGCGCUGCCACCCACCCAGGGGCCCCUAUUCCUUCCUGGAGAUUGAACGCAGUCACCGAAAGGCAGUAUGGAGUGGUGGUUGGGUUAACAACCUCCAGCUCGAAAGGGCAGGUGCUCAAGUCCAUUUGCCAGGCUAAGCCUCAGGUUCUUCUGCAAAUAGAGAUUUAGGGUAGUUGUGAAAAUGCAUUGUGCCUGGAGGUCUCUUAACUCUGGGUCUGGUGCCAAUACCUGCUCAGUACACAGCAGUUACAGGGUAAAAAACGAAAAAGGAUAUAUAUACAGGUAUCAGGACCCCAGACUAGGCCUGAGUUUACCACUUCCACACUGCUUCCCCCUCUGCCCCCCCACUCCCCCCGCCCCAGUGAAGGGCCUUGGGAGCUCUCCCAUCUGCCUCUGGUCAUCCUCAACCAUGGCUCUGUGAGUUAGGCGCACAGUAGCUUCUCAGUAUGUGCUUGUGAAUUUAACGAUAGCUACUGUUUAUUGGGCAUUUCCUGACGUUUCUAUGCUGUUUCAUGGUUUACAAAGUACCGCGUUAAGUUCACCUGUGGAGCAGAGUCUAAAGGCCUGCUGGGGGCAGGGGCAGAAGCGGUGCACGGUAAGAUAGACCUGGGAGCCCACUGUCCGGGGACAGGGGAGAGGGAGCUAGCGAGUUAAGAAGCAGCCGGUGAGGUAGUUAGCUGCACCCAACCCAGCGUGCUGGCCAGGUAGGCAGUUGUGUUUCACGGUCAGAGAAGCUAUUCAAGAAAGAGUUCUCCAAGAAUUGGAGGGGGAAGAGCAUCCCAGACAGGAGUAGCAGCAACAUGUAAAGGCCUGCAGGGCAGGUCUAGGAAAGCAAUGAAGCUGCAGGGGAGUGCGCAUCCGGUGUGGAGUAGGGCUGAAGCAAAGUAUGAAAAAUGAGUCUUUUGUGGGCACUUGCACACUUCCAGACAGUGGGGGCUCUGCUAGGAGGUCCCUCAUCCCUCCUCGGGUCACACCCACUUCCUUCGACUUGCUAACGGCCACACCGUAUGGAGCCCUUCCUAUGUGCCAGGCGAUUUGCAAUGUGCUACGUGUGCAUCCGUUUGUUAAAUCCGUAAGGAAAAGCAGCUACUAUUUUUACCCCCAUUCCACAGAUGAAGAAUCUGAGGCUCAGGGAGGCAAAGUCUCUCCAAAGACCACAGAGCCUGCGAAUGGCAGCUCUGGGGGUAAGGCCCCUUCCUGGAGCUUCAGUGUUCCCAUCUGCAACAGUGCCUGGGGGCGGGCAGAGGCUGGAAAGAGCCGGCCUCGAGCAUCCCUGGAGGUCCUACCGCCCUCAGGACAGGCAAGUGGCCGACCAGGCCAGUGCUUGGAGUAUCACUUUCAAUUCCUGGGAAGAAGGUUAAAUACCUCCGAGGGGCCCAUUUAGGCGGUGGCGGCAAGGGAGGGGGUGACCAAGUGACUUUCAAAGGGGCCUGAAUGCAUGGCCGGCCCCUCCCCCCCCCCCCCCCGAGGAGGGGGCCCUGCUUCCUCCCAGCCUAAUGAUAUUCUAGGCUCAGCCCUCAUCUUUGGCGGCAGUUUAACCCGAGCCGGGGCGGAUUUCUUUCUCACUGAUCUCAGCUUGACACCCAAUUAGCACAAGAAUGGGAGGAGGAAGCCUGCGAGAGGCGCCUCCCAGCCUCCCGGGGCGCAUGAGGGGAGCAGGCUGGAGACAAAGGGCAGCAGGCAGGGGGGCACCCGCGCCCUCGCCUCCCCUGCAGACCCCGCCUUUGUCUCCCUUGGAGCUUCUGAGGAGAUAGAGGCCGCCGCCCGGGCUGGCCGGCCUGCUGGAGGAGACAGGGGAUGGGGCCCAAGCCCCUCUUCUGUGUGGAUCCCAGGGGAGGGCAUCUGGGUGAGCCUGACCCAAUGGGAGGCAGUGAGGGCCAGUGAUGCUGAAGGCACUACAACCUGGGGUUGAGGCCUUAGGGGGCAUGAGACACUUAGGGGCCAUGAGCAAACCACUGGUUCUGAGCCUCAGUUUUCUCAUUUGAAAAAUGGGGAUAAUAGUAGUCUCUGUGAGCAGCCAAUCAGGUAGGGCAUGUAAACACCUGGCAGGUGGAAGGUGGGCAUUCAAUAAAUACUCUUUUUUAAAUACAUUUUUAAAGUUUAUUUAUUUAGAGAGUGAGAGAGGGAGAUCAUGAGCAGGGGAGGGGCAGAGAGAGAAAUCCCAAAGCGGACUCUGUCCUGUCAGCGCAGGGCCCGACUUGGGGCUCUAACUCACAAACUGAGAUUGUGACCUGAACCAAAAUCAAGAGUCAGACACUCAACCGACUGAGGCACCCAGGCGCCCUGCAAUAAAUGCUCUUUUAAUGAAUAUGAACAUGAACUAAUAUUGUUACAAUUAAGAGAUUGAGUGGGGUAGGCUUGCGAUCAGAAGGAUUUUCUGAG
Messenger RNA from Panthera uncia (snow leopard), 6490 nucleotides. It is a transcript of the gene SLC27A4, whose product is annotated as solute carrier family 27 member 4. The transcript is spliced from 12 exons. Gene Ontology annotation, cellular component: endoplasmic reticulum membrane; microvillus; plasma membrane. Bases 253 to 2184 code for a protein of 643 amino acids. NCBI's taxonomy places the organism in Eukaryota, Metazoa, Chordata, Mammalia, Carnivora, Felidae. The record is from RefSeq and is a predicted model, not a curated record. Gene Ontology annotation, molecular function: long-chain fatty acid transmembrane transporter activity; long-chain fatty acid-CoA ligase activity. Gene Ontology annotation, biological process: very long-chain fatty acid catabolic process; long-chain fatty acid import into cell; medium-chain fatty acid transport.